AGCGUGCUUCGAAAAUUAUCCUUGGAUUUUGGAUCAGUGGUUAGUCGAUAAACAGAGCCAAAAAGAAGGAAGAAUUCAACCAUUUGACUUGCAAGCCUUCGAUAAAGCCUGCAAGGACCUCGACCUGGCAGAAAGGCAAAGGAGAAAUCUGAGGCGGCUCAGAAGAAAAGCCAAACGAAUCUUAUCAGUUGUAGCAGAUUGAAGGACGAAUCUAGGAAGAGAGCAUUCUUGUACUCGAUUUAUACAUCACAUUCAUCCACAACCUCAAAAUGGUUAACUUGCAAUUACGCAGUAUACUGAGCCUAGCAUGGCUCAGUCUCCCUAUAUUUGCGAGGGCAUUCUCAGCAGACCCAGCAGCAUCACCAUCUGCAGAUACAGAGCUUAUAUGCCCUACUGAAAACCAAGCAGAAUGUUACCCGCGUAUUUUUCAACCAACGAGAGACUUCCAAAUUAUUAGGCCUGGGCAAGAUAUUCCACCAGGGCUUCAUGUUCGGCUAAACAUAUCUUCCGGUCUGAAAGAAGCUCGUCUCAAUAUUCCAAUGGAAGGUGAUGAUGUCACGCUGGAACUUGAUAUUCCUACGGAACAAGCCAUGGUCGUGAUCGAAGAUGUUGAAGUGAAAUCCUCGGAAGAAGCGCAACCAUCCUCGAGCCCCCCGGCUUUCAGUGGCCAUGGGAAGAUACAACCCCCACCGCCCUCAUCAUCUGACUUUGAAUCAUUCCGGACUUCUCUUACCUCAUUGAAAGGAGAAGAUGCAUCCCUCAAUGCAGCGCUGACCUCUCUUUCAGAGCUAUCACACGACAUUUACUACGGAUCGGAACUCAUGGCUGAUGAGGCGGCAGUUUCCGCCCUAAUAUGUCUCAUGGCCAAGGAGUCUUUAUCCGAAGAUGGCAGUGAUCAUUCAGCGUCUGCAAUCCUCUCUAGUUCUCUACAGAAUAAUCCCACUGCCGUCGCCUCCCUGUCUUUGUUCCACGAUGCCGUCAUGGCACCCACUUGUCCUGCCCUUCGCGAAAAAGGAUUGAGUCUUAUUCCUGCACUCAAGAAAAAGCUAUCAGCCUCUAACACGUCACCUUCCUCUCUCAAAUCUCAAAUAGCAGCUCUGAGUGGCCUGUUGAAAUCGCCUCAAAUCCAAAAUUCUUUCUUCAAGCAAGAUGGUACUUCAUACCUACAAUCCGUCUUCUUAAAGUCUGGAAUUGAAUACGACGUCGUCCGUAAACGUGUCGUGCAACUUUUGAUGGACAAUUUCCUGGAUGAAAGCAUGGGUGCGCGGUUGGGAGUCUGGCCGAAGGUGGAUGUAGUUCAGAAGGGUGAGAAGGAAUGUAAUGGUGAUGCUGUUAAUGAUGAAUGUUGGGCAUGGUAUGGGAAAGAGUUUUAUGAGACGGAAAGUGGAAAGAAAGAGUGGAUGGGUGAAUUUUUAGAAAGGAUAGGUCAAGGUAGUCAAGGCGGGGAGAGGGACAGGGAGUUAUAAGCAUGAACGCAAUAUAGGCGUAUAUUUGUAUCAACCAACAUGUAUAAUUAAAAUCACGAUUACUACGCUAUGUGAAGAGUGAAAUUAUUAGAGAUCUCGUCGUCACA
Messenger RNA from Sclerotinia trifoliorum, 1573 nucleotides. Lineage: Eukaryota; Fungi; Ascomycota; Leotiomycetes; Helotiales; Sclerotiniaceae. The record is from the annotation of a GenBank genome assembly.